AUGAAGAAGCCCGCGCAACAUACCCACGGACACGACCAUGACCACUCUCACGGCGGUAUCUUCCACACGCACGCGCACGACCACAGUGAGGGCGCCGAGCAGCUCAUCACGGCACUGAAGUCGGGCAAAAUCGACCGCGGAACGCGGAUCACGUUACUCGGUCUCGCUUCGAAUGUCGGUCUGACUAUCGCGAAGGGAGUCGCAGGACUGGCGAUGAACUCGGCCUCGCUGCUCGCCGAGGCAGGCCACUCCCUCUCCGACCUGCUGGGCGACUUUGUGACGCUCGCGACGUGGCGUAUCUCGCGUAAGCCGCCCGACGACAAGUUCCCCUUCGGCUACGCCAAGUUCGAGACGUUUGGCACGCUCGCUGUAUCGGUGAUUCUCAUCGGCGGCGCGAUCGGCAUCGGACUGCACUCCUACCACCUCCUGCUCCAGACGCUCAUGCCGUACCUUGAGAGUCUGCCUGCGGACUCGACGCUGGCAGGUCUGAAGAACUGGCUGCCCAACAGUGUGCCCAGCCCUCUGCUGGAGAUGUUCCACAACCACGGAGCUGCCGGGCACGACCACGGUGCCGAGGGACAUGUGCACGCCGCGACGGAGCCGGGCGCGAUCCUGAACCCGCAUGCGGCGUGGUUCGCCCUCGCCUCGGUUGUGAUCAAGGAGUGGCUCUACCAGGCGACGAACAAGGUGGCCAAGGAAGAGAACUCGCCUGUUCUCCGUGCGAACGCGCUGCACCACCGCGCCGACGCUCUCACGUCACUCGUCGCGCUGACCUCGAUUCUCGGCUCAAGCUUCACGAGCUACCACUGGCUCGACCCCGUGGGCGGUAUCGCCGUCUCCUUCUUCAUCCUGCAGCAGGGUCUGUCGCUCUCGAAGCAGGCGUUUAUGGAGCUGCUCGACGUCGGUAUCGACGCCAAGACCAAGAAGAGCAUAGAGGGAACGAUCGGCGACCUCGUCGACGGCAAGAACCUGAUCGCGUGCCGCAACGUGCGUGGAACCAGGAGUGGAGGACAGAUGAUGCUCGACCUCACCAUUGUGGUGCCGCCCGAGAUGAGCGUGGCCAAGUCGCACGCCAUCGAGCUCUCCGUCCGCGACCGGAUUAUGAACUCCCGCACUGAUACGCGUGAAGUCAAGGUCCACGUUCACGGAGCUGGAGAGAACGACGGCCCCAAUGGACCGUUCGGCAGUCCGGCGUCGACGAACGGAAACGGCAUCAACAACGACUUCUCUAGACAUGGGUGCUGA
This is a messenger RNA of Trichosporon asahii var. asahii CBS 2479, 1245 nucleotides long. RefSeq lists its product as uncharacterized. The record is from RefSeq and is a predicted model, not a curated record. Gene Ontology annotation, molecular function: monoatomic cation transmembrane transporter activity. Gene Ontology annotation, cellular component: membrane. Lineage: Eukaryota; Fungi; Basidiomycota; Tremellomycetes; Trichosporonales; Trichosporonaceae. The transcript has a single exon. Bases 1 to 1245 code for a protein of 414 amino acids. Gene Ontology annotation, biological process: monoatomic cation transport; transmembrane transport.